Mauremys reevesii (Reeves's turtle) is the source of this 3562-nucleotide messenger RNA. RefSeq names its product ACD shelterin complex subunit and telomerase recruitment factor (gene ACD). The record is from RefSeq and is a predicted model, not a curated record. Gene Ontology annotation, molecular function: telomeric repeat DNA binding. Gene Ontology annotation, cellular component: shelterin complex; chromosome, telomeric region; telomerase holoenzyme complex. The coding region runs from base 854 to 2713 and encodes 619 amino acids. Gene Ontology annotation, biological process: telomere capping; telomere maintenance via telomerase. The transcript is spliced from 15 exons. NCBI's taxonomy places the organism in Eukaryota, Metazoa, Chordata, Testudines, Geoemydidae.
GCAUGUCAGCGGUUUGAGUGUGUGUUACCUUCCGAGGUCUGCGAUCUUCCAAGCAAAGAACCCCGACCGAGUUCCAGAGUCCGAAGGAAUGCAGCGCAGGAAGCUCUGCAGAUCCUCUCCAGUGGGUCUCCAGCCUGCCUGGAGCCCAGAAUCGGGCCUGUUGGGCAAGGCAUGGGAAGUUGUGGAUCAGUCCCUGAAUGAGAGAAUUGCCACAGCAGCUCUAGAAGAGUUACUUUUUUUUUAAUGUUGAAACUGUAAGCUCGUUUUGUUAUAUGCCUGUCAGAGCGGGCUCUGGGGCCAUGGCUGGGGCUCCCAAGUGCUCUGCCAAUACCAAUAAUAAAUUAAUUCAUCAUGAACAAUGAGGAAUUAAUACCCUCCCAUUACAGUCAAUUACUGCAGGGAACCUAUUCUCCUCAGUCAAAAAACACAGCUCUUGAGAUACAGUCCAGAGGUCAGACGUUUUCUUCAGCUGGGUGAGAUCUGUGGCCUUCCCUACUAGAAGGAUGGACGCUUUGGGGUAAGCAUGGGUAGCUGUUUCUGCUCGACUGUACUGCGAGGGGUCACCAGCCCUUUGCGGUGGGAUUUAAAUAGCAGCCAUGGAGGGACCGCAAAUAGCUAUGUGCCUUAAAGAUGCAACGGGAAAAUGGCUUGCCUGGACAGCCAGAGAAGGAAUGCUGGUGAGAUCUAUGUGGAGGCUCCGGACCUGAUCCAUCUUUCCUAAUGGUCACUGAGCUGUUGCCAGUGAGAGCUGGAGGCAACUGCUGGCCUUUCUGCUGCUUGGUUAGAGGACGAGAGGAGGUGGCUGUCUGUCCCUAAAGUCUACGUCCUCCAGCCUUGGAUUUUGAACCUCUUGAUGAAAUACGAACAGUUGGACUCCAGAAAUACUCAGGUGCCUGGGCAUAUCCUGAAAGUUGUGAACGACUUGAAGGCUGCAGACCAAGGCAGUGCCGCCGUCCUGCACAUCUCAGAUGGAUCCUACUACAUCCGGGUGGUCGUCUCCCCGGAAGCUGUGCAGAUGGCAGAAUGUGUUCAACUGCAGUCCGGGUUCUCCAACAUCGUUGGCAGGAUUAUCAUCUUGCAGAAGUACAUGGUGUGCUUCCAGGAGGAGACCAAAGCGGAGGAGUGCGAGUUCUACCUGUCCGUCCACCAGUUCAUCGUGUUGCCCUUGCAGAGGCAGAGGAUGGAGGCGCUGAACUGUAAUCAGGAGCCCUCAAUCCUCCAGAAGAUAAAGGAACUGUGGCAGAGAGGCCUCACCCUGAAGACUCUUUCCUCCUCAGGGAUGUCGGUGUCUCAGUUAAUGAUCGACAUAGGGCAGAGACGGCUCAAGGUUUUGAAGCAGAAUGUUGAGGAUUGCUUGGAUUUACUGGACCCAAGUGAGGUGCCAGCCAUAGGGGAGAGGCUCCCUGUCACCAGCUGGGAGGUGGAGCGCAAGAGAGAGCUGAGUAAAGACGUCUUUACAGUGCCAGUCAACUUCCUAGUGAUCGGCCCGGAGGAGAAGGCGGCGAUUCGUGAUGCCUGCCUGGCAGGAGCUCCUCACACCGUUCCUGGGAGAAGCCACCUUGACAGGGACCUGGCUGACUGUAGUGUAGUGUCAUGCCCCAGUGACCCUGGCGCAAUGUCCCGAAGUUUGGACGUAUCCCUGGAUAAUCCCUGGGACAAGCUUCAAUCAGUGUCCGUGACUCUGUCCUCCUCCUUGGAAGAGAAGUCCAUUAUCCAGCCCAGCCUGCCAAGCACACAAGAGGCCCAGCUGCCCAACUCCACAGAGGAGGUGGCCAUCACACAGCCUGACAGCAACACCCCAGAUUUCUUGGAGCCUUCCUGCCAGCAGUCCCCUUGUAGCCUAGCCCAGGAUGAACCAGCGGAGACUGUAUCCCCAUCACUGCUGUCCUUCAGCAGUACAUGUCCCCCAGAGGCUGCCAGUCAAGGAACAGCUGCUGCCACGUUCCAGAGGGCACCUGAUGUGGGUAAACACCCUGAUGCCAGCCAUGACAUCCCCUGCGGCCAGCCAUCUGCAGCUUUCCAAACCAAUCUGUGCCCUUGCUCUCCUGCGCUUCCCAUUUUGGGCAGCAUCAACAGCAGAGCAGCACCCCCUGCAAAUGGAGGGCAGGCUGAUCUCGGUGGCGCGGCGUCCCUCCCAGACGUGGAGAACAGCAGUCUGGCAAGCUCUGAAUGGGACACUGAGCUGGGGGGCGGAGCUGGGGGAAAAGAUCUGUCCAGGAGCAGGCAGCACAGGGUGACGAAGAGAAAGCUGCUGGUGGAUGACAGUAAGGCCCACGGCGAGGUUUUGCCCAACCCAGGCAAAACCCAUCAGAGAGCACAGAGGAAACCUCCCCAUGCGGAUGUGCCCAUGGGGGACGAGCGCUGCAUGGACGCCAACGUAGUGGGCCAGAACCCAGGUGUGGAGUUGGUGAGUGCUCAGAGAGCCAAGAAGAGCAGGCUGGAGCAGGCCGGGCCAGCUCAGGAGCCUGCACUGCCCAGGGACCCGGAGGGGCUGCCAGGAAGGGGGAAUGAGAGAGCAGCAGUUGGGAGCGUGGCUGCGUCUGGGUCAGGCCAGCACAGAGCCCAGGAGCAGAAGUAUGUGAAAACAACCCCACUUCAAUACACCUACAAGGCCCCAACGCCGGAUCUCUGUGCCCGAGUGAACUCCACCAGGAUCUCGAAGGCGAUGCUGCGAUGGGCCUGCUGGGUGAUCACCAAAGCUGAGCAGCCCUGAGCGAAGGCCUGGUGGAGUUGCAAUGUGCUGUACAUAGGUUCUCCUGUUCUUGUUCACGGCUUACCCGAAGGGACGAGCAUGGAACGGUGUGACUCGAUAGCCAUGCAGAGUAGGCCCUUGGGCACUCGUUACCCAAAAGGCACCUCCAGUCCCAAUGACUCCUGCCCAGCCUCUUGGAAUAGCUACAGUGGCGUAUGCUGGGAGUCCCCUGCCACGGUGGGGGCAGCCGAAGGGCUGUGGCUGCCGCAUGGAAGCAGCAUGCAGGAGCCGUCACUGGUACAGUGUGACACAGAGACUGAAUCUCCUGCUUGGCUGCGAAGGACAACUGGGUUUUUCCCUGUGCUCCACGGAGAAGGGCUGGUGUAGGGAAUGUCGAGUAGACACAAGUCAUCCUGGCAGCUGGAUACCUUGGGGCUGUGGGAUAUUCUGCUCUCCCUCCUCCCUACACUCACCUCUUCAGCAUGUUAAACCCCAGCUGGAAAGCAACGCCCUGUUGUGCACACCAGCCCGGUCUGUUAUUUGUCAAGGAAUGCAAUGAGCUGGGAUAGGAGACACGCACACGCAGAGCACCUGUGAGCAAGAGGCUUGCUACAGCUCCUUACAACCUGCAGCUUCCCUUAACUGGGCUAAUGCCCCAGCCCCAGGCUCCAGCCAGAGGAGUUCCAUGUUGUAGCAGAGGUAGCCUUCCUUAUCCGCAGCAGCGCACCCCUCUACCAAUUGCAGCUCUGGAGUCACUGCACUAGUUUGGUCUUUUAAUGCUUAGUUUGAUUAGAUUCCUGCUCCGUUUGUUACAAAAUAUUUCAUAUGGUUUAUGCUUUGGAAAUGAAAAAUAAAGUGUCUAUUUUUAAA